Corylus avellana is the source of this 2120-nucleotide messenger RNA. RefSeq names its product protein IQ-DOMAIN 31. The record is from RefSeq and is a predicted model, not a curated record. Gene Ontology annotation, molecular function: protein binding. Lineage: Eukaryota; Viridiplantae; Streptophyta; Magnoliopsida; Fagales; Betulaceae.
CUGAGAGUCUGAAUGCAGUUGCAUAACUGAGUGAAAUGUUUUUGGGGAACCUCUUGUGUUUUUUUUUCAAAGUUUGGUGGGUUUAAUCAAGGAUUAGAAACACGGAUUCAGUAUAUUUGAUAUAGGCCUUAUUACAAUGGGAAAAUCUCCAGGAAAGUGGAUUAAAACCAUACUCUUUGGGAAGAAAUCAUCCAAAUCAAGCUUUCUGAAGAAAUCAGCAGGAGAUAAAGAGGCGACCAUUGCCUGUAAGGCAGUGUCUAGUGAUUUGGCAGCAAAUCAUUCUGUAAUUUCAAAUGUGGCACUUCAUACCUCUAACAGAAUUGAAGAAAACUCAGAAAAGGGAUCGAGUGCCAACUUACCACAUGAUGCAGUCGUGUCAUUACCUGGCAAGCAAGGUGCACAUACAGAAGGAACCAUGGGUUUGGAUUCACCUGGCGGUGCUGAGGUUACUGCCUAUGAGCAAGCUGCUACAAAGGCACAGGCAGCUUUUAGAGGCUAUUUGGCUCGCCGGGCAUUUCGUGCUCUCAAGGGCAUCAUAAGGCUGCAAGCACUUAUUCGUGGGCACUUGGUUAGGAGACAGGCUGUCACUACUUUGCGCUGCAUGCAGGGGAUUGUUAAGUUACAGGCUCGUGUUCGCGGUCAAAGGGUCAGACUUUCUGCUUGUGGGCUUGAAGUGCAGAAAAGAUGCAGUCUGCAGGAUGUUACGAGGGUCGAGCUAUUUGGAUUAGAUACAGCCACUGGGCCAGAAAAGCUGUCAUCAAAUGCUUUUAUUUGUAAGCUUCUUGCUUCAUCGCCAACUGUUAUGCCCUUCAACCUCCACUAUGAUUCGGGUGAACCAAAUUCAGCUUGGAACUGGCUAGGACGCUGGUCAUCAUUUCAAUUUAGGGGACCACUUCCACAACCAAAAGGUGUUCCUAAUUCUAAGCCUCACAGACAGCAGGACUGCGUUCAAACAGAAGAAACUGAACUCAGCACAGAAAAACGAGGUGUGCGCAAGGUCCCAACUGUAAAUGUUGGAAAUAAUCCACUGCAUUCCACAUCUGAGCGUGAAAAGUCCAGACGCACCCUUAGGAAAGCUAAGGUCCAUCAAGCAGAAGCAGUACAGGAACACCAUCAAAAUGAACUAGAGAGGGUAAAACGAAAUUUGAGAAAAAUUACUGCAUCCAAUUCAGCGGCUCCUGAUCGGUCAGAAACUGUGACUGAGAAGCCAAAGUUAAAUAUGAAAAAGCUGUCAAGCUCCACAGCAUCUGAUGUUCCUCAGAAGAGUGUUGAUAAUUUCUCUGAGAAAAUAAAUGACCCAGUAGUGGCAGUAUCCAAAGACAAUGAAAGACCCGGGUUAGAAAUACCUCCUGCACCGUUGGCUCUGGAGGAGACAGUUGAUAUGCAGAAUCAUGAUGACCCUACUGGUGAGCAACUUCCUUUGGAAACUUUUGAAAAAGUUGAUAAUAUCCCAAAGGAAACUGAGGACCUAAAUGUAAAAGAAGAUCAAACUAGCAAGGAGAACCACAGAAGCAGGAGAAGAUCUUUAUCAGCAAAGCAGGAAUACUCAGAGAAUGUUUCACAGCGUAGUCCAACUUUGCCCAGCUAUAUGGCUGCAACUGAAUCUGCCAAGGCAAAGCUUAGAGCACAAGGAUCCCCUAACUUUGGUGAAGGUGAGAUUGAAAAUGGUUUCGUCAGGCGGCAUUCUAUGCCUACUCCGCCCAAUGGUAAAUUGAGUUCAAUGUCACCACGGGUGCAUAGGCUAGUUCUGGAGAAUGGCAAAGGGGGGAACAAAAGUGACAGAUCACUACCAUCCUCUAAAGAUGGACAAGAUAAGGUGGCCCGGGCAGGGUGGAAGAGGUGAGUUUACUGGUAUCUGCUUUGAGAUAUUAGGAGAUAUGUGGAGAAACAGAUGAUGCGUGACGUACCUGAAGCCUUUCCUUGUAUUCCUUUAUGUUUUGUGUGUUUAAGCGUAUGUACAGUUAGACUUACACUUCAGGUUUGCUCUAUUCUUUAUUUUUCUGUUCCUGAAUAGAAUUCUAUGCUGUAAGAAACCUACUUAUGCUUUUAACCCUGUAUCUCUGUGAAAGUGAAGUAUUUAUCUUGUUAGUUUAUGAAUUUAUCCUUUGUCGGUUGUUCUU